AAAUAAUGAUACAUUUUAAAAUGGAUUUAUUACUAGUCUUCGAUUAUGUGGCGUGUCCACUGUAUAUGUCCUUGUAGUUGUUAGAACAAUAACGUUUCAGAAUGAGAGCAUUAAUAUAAACCUGUGAUUUCAAUUGCAGCUGACACUAUUGUCAGAGCUGCUGGUAUAGAAAAUUAAUCAACACCUUCUGAUCAGUCAGAUUUGAGAAUUCAACACCACUGCAGUAUAAUCAUUUAUACCUGUCUGGACAGAUAGCUGGAGAUAAAUAGCUUUGUCUAUGUCUAUUGUUAUCCACAUCUGGAUUCAGAUUGAAUCUCUUUUUAUUUUUCCCUACAAUAUAUCUACUUAUGUAUUACUCCAAAGUGUCAUGGAUCAGACCUUAAAAGACCUGAAAUCCUACCCAAAUCAUAUGAAUGACGUAUGAACACCUACGGUUUCUGUUGUUUUACUGCGCUGCUUCGGAUGACCAGACUUCCUCAGUCAGGGGUUUGAAAGAGGAAUUAAAAACAUAGAAGAGUUGACGCACAUCUACUCAUUUCAGCUGGAAACAUGUGCGUCCUGAGCACACUACUGCUCUUGUGGGACUUAGCACUCCUCUGUGCUGCAGACAGCAGUAUUCAGCUUCAGGACGACACGGAGCCCUUGAAGGUGGAAUUCCACUCAGUGAACUUCAGAAAUGUCCUGCACUGGAAACCCCAACCUGAGGCAGCAGAUGACCUGCAGUAUUUUGUGCAGUAUAAAGUGUAUGGAGACAAGCAGUGGAGUGUGUGUGAGCCCUGCCAGGCUAUCCAUAAACUGCAGUGUGACCUGAGUCAGGAGACGUCUGACCCGCGCCAGUGGUACUAUGCCAGGGUUCAGGCUCGAUCCUCCAAAGGUUUCUCACCAUGGGUCACCAGCGCCAGGUUUUACCCUCAGUGGGACACCACUUUCAGCCCACCAAAGAUCAAGCUGAAUGUGACAGAGCAAGGCAUUGUGGUCUGGAUCAGACCUCCACGGACCCCUCUACAGGGACAGAGGAACAGCAGGAUCUCAGUUACAAAACUCUUGAAGCUGAUGUUUAGGAUUUACCUCAUGCAUAACGGGGAGGAACAGAUACAUGAAACUGAAGGCUGCCCGAGGAAGCUCCUGAUUGAGCACUUAAGCCCUCAAACGACUUACUGUGUUCAGGCUGUGACCGUCAUGCCCCUCUCAGGCCUUACAAGCUUGAGGAGUCCCGAGUCCUGCAUCAGCACCUUGUAAAGCUUCACACAGGCACUGUUUUUAUCAUCAAUGUUCUCUAUUACACCAACCAGAAAUUUCUAUAAAGAUUUAAUAUAUGUGAAAAAUAAAUUUAUUGCAAACCAUCUGAUCCAUUUUAGUCAUCUUUACUUUUAGAGCAGUGGGUAGUUUUGCCAUCUCACAGCUCCAGGGCUCCCGGUUUGUUUCUGAGCUCAGGUUACUAUAUGUGUUGCAUUUCGCAAUGUUCUCCCCAUGGUCUUCUUCUGGGUUCUCUGGUUUCCCCCAAAAAACAUGCUGGUAUGUGGAUUGGUGAGUCUAAAUUAUCCCUAGCUGUGAAUGAGUGUGUGAAUGGUGUUCUGUGAUGGACUGAUGUUCCUGCCUCACACCCAGUGUUGAACCCUGAAGAAGAACGCGGUUAUUGCUAGGUUUC
Molecule: messenger RNA, 1648 nt
Organism: Pangasianodon hypophthalmus (striped catfish)
Lineage: Eukaryota; Metazoa; Chordata; Actinopteri; Siluriformes; Pangasiidae
Gene: il22ra2
Product: interleukin 22 receptor, alpha 2
Exons: 6
Coding region: 550-1239 (229 amino acids)
Molecular function (GO): protein binding
Source: RefSeq, a predicted model, not a curated record